Messenger RNA from Aspergillus saccharolyticus JOP 1030-1, 1773 nucleotides. RefSeq names its product CocE/NonD family hydrolase. Gene Ontology annotation, molecular function: dipeptidyl-peptidase activity. The transcript has a single exon. The record is from RefSeq and is a predicted model, not a curated record. NCBI's taxonomy places the organism in Eukaryota, Fungi, Ascomycota, Eurotiomycetes, Eurotiales, Aspergillaceae. Bases 1 to 1773 code for a protein of 590 amino acids.
AUGCCUUCGCCCGUCCCUGUGGCAACACGUCCAAUCGACAAGCCCACCGUGGGCAGAAAUAACUACCAGCCUUUCGGCUUCCGCGAAGAGACCCUUCCCCAAGGGUGGAGUCAAAAUGGCUCACGUCCACUGCCCUGCGCCAUUCACGCCUCCCACGACGUAGGGAUCAAGGUCCGCGAUGGAAGUACUCUCUACUGCGACGUCUAUCGUCCCGCCGACGCAGAUAAGCCGGUGCCUGCAAUUCUGGCGUGGAGUCCCUUUGGAAAGAAGUUCAACGGCAUCACAUUUCUCAAGUUUCUGCCAUGGGGACUGGGUAUCCCGCAAGGUGUCCUCAGCGGCCUGGAAAAGUUCGAGGGACCUGAUCCAGCCGAGUUCGUACCUCGAGGCUUUGCUAUCGUCAACGUGGACGCACGCGGAUCGGGCGACUCAGAAGGCACCGUGGGAAUCAUGGGGACGCAAGAGGCCGAGGACGGCUACGAUGUGAUUGAGGCUAUCGCCAAAAUGCCCUGGUGCAACGGAAAUGUUGGACUGGCAGGCAACUCGCAUCUGGCCAUCGUUCAGUGGUUCAUUGCUGCAUUGCGGCCUCCAUCCCUGAGAGCCAUCGCCCCUUGGGAGGCAUGCAGUGACCUCUACCGAGAGCAGUUUGUCCGGGGUGGAGUCUUCGAUGCCGGCCUGUUCGACUGGAUCAUCGACCACAAUAUCCAGGGACACGGCGGAGUCGAGGACUUUCACGAGAUGUACCGGCGCAAUCGCACGGCGGAUACGGCUUAUUGGAAGGACAAAAGACCAGCCCUCAGCCGGAUUCGAAUUCCUGCCUAUAUCACCGCCUCAUACACCAGCUUCGUCCACACAAUGGGCUCCCUGCGUGGUUGGCUGCAGAUUGCAUCCUCGGAGAAAUGGCUACGGCUGUGCCCCUGGCAGGAAUGGUAUGACAUGUGGAACUGCAAGGACUCGGCCGCUGAGCUGGCGUCCUUCUUCGAUCAUUACCUGAACGGCGCCAGCAACGGGUGGGAACAAACCCCGAGGGUCCGGACCACCAUCUUGCGCUUCAAUCAAGAUCCAUUGUUCGACAUUGUGGAAGAGGAUUACCCAAUCCCUCGCACAGAAUAUCGGAAGAUGUACUUCCAUGCCGAUGGCAACUUGCGAAACGAUGCCCCCAGCGAGGUUUCAUCUCUUUCCUACAACUCGGAGAAAUAUCAGGACUGCGCGAGCUUCACCUACACUUUUCCGGCUCGUACCCGGUUGGCAGGUAUUCCCAAAGCAGUGGUGUACAUGUCCUGUCCCGACUUCCAUGACCUGGAUGUCUAUGUGCUAGUUCGCAAACUUGAUACACAGGGAAAGCCGCUACUCAACUUGAAUAUCCCCUGGUCGUCCGUUGCGCAGCAUGGCGUUAGUCCAGACAACGUCGACAAUCUCUCCCCGCGAGAGAAGUCCAAUCUCAUGUUCCAUGUUGGCUCAUUAGGGAUCCUGCGUGCGUCGAGACGCGCGAUCGACCGUUCAAAGUCUUUGCAUGAAAAUUUCCCUUUUCAUCCCCAUGAUCGGGAUGAGUAUGUCAGUCCCGGGGAAAUUGUGGAAUUGGAGAUUGGUAUCUGGGCCAUGGGAGUGGAGUACGAAGCCGGGGAAAGUGUGCGAGUCGAGGUUCAUGGGAAUAGCCCGCUAUUACGCGGGGAGUUCAAGGAAGACAACGAGUUCCAAGAGUUGGCGUCGCAUGGGACACAUACAGUCCAUAUCGGGGGCGACCAUGCUUCGCAUAUCAUCUUGCCGUUUGUGUGA